UGUAUGUAUCCCUAUAUAUAUAUAUGUAUGUAUGUAUGUAUAAAGGAAGUGAGCUCCACGUCCCAUGGGGUGUGCAAACCAGGAUUGGCUGUCCCUUAUUCAGGGAUGCUGCGGAAGGGAUUUCCAAAUCUCUCGGAGGUACCUCGGUUCCCCUCUUAGCCCUGAGAAUCUCUGUGAGAGGGGAGGUCGGGCCUGGGAGAAGAAUCCACCCCUAAGGGGAAAGGGUUAAGCGGGGAUGGCCUUCCUGUGGGCGGGCUCCGCGAUCGGCAGCGCCGGGCUCUGUUAGCCAAGUCUGAGCAUCUCGGAGGAUGCGGCGCGGCGAGCGGCUGCAGGGACGCGCGCAAGGUGAACGCGGGGGCUGCCGGCGCGGCGCCCAGGCUCAUCCAGAGAGGACUGGACGUUGAGUGUUCUGGGCCCAGGCAUCAGAGUGGACCAUGGCUCCCAGCCCGUGGGGCCGUGUCCGUGGCCCCCUACUGCUGUGGCUGCUGCUGUCCCAGGGGGCUGGCCCUGCCCUUGGCCAGGGCCUUCCCAAGCCACUUGAGGACUCGGAACCACAUCUGAUCCCAGGAGACCACCCCCAGGGCCCUAUGGGCACAGAGCCCCAGGCCCGCGACUUCCUCUGGGAGAAGUCCAGGGAUGAGAGCCCCUGGAACUCCAAUGUUCCCCAGGCCCCUGCCGAGAAAGUACCCGAGGAGCCUGCAGACUCUCCCCUUGGCCCAGCCCUGCAUGGACCUAAAGCAUCCCACAGGGCUCAGAGAGGAGGACUCCCAGUAACUGAUGACCUCCAGAUGGCUCGAGGGUCAAGUUCUCAUGGCUGGACAGGACCUCCUGACUCACAGGAGCCUAUAGAGCAAGAAGCACCAGCCCCCCAUCCAGUAGGCCUCCCCCAUCUCACUUUCAUCCCCAUAACUCCCAGACUCCAACUUAGGAUAGCCACAGUUCCUCCCUCCCCAGGGCCAGAGGAGCCUGGAGGCCAAGUGGAGCAACGACCACCUAGAGAUGAGGGUCUGGUGGACAAAGCCAUGAUCAGAGUCUCAGAGAUAUCCCCCUUAGAGCACCAGGGCCCUCCUCACACUCUUGCUCCCCACUUGGGAACUACCAGGAGGCCAGUGCUGGAAGAACAGGGUGGGGGUGAGGACUUCCAGGAGGCAGCUCGAGGCCCCCUCUUCACCCAACAGGAUCCAGCGGUCCCUCAUGUUGGCUUGGUAUCCCCAGCUGAGGUGGCAUCCUCUCAGGAGCCUCGGUCCCAGCCACACCUGGUAUUGACCAAAAGCCUUCCUCCUGCUGAGGAGCUGCCAAUUGAGCUCCCCAAGAAGACCAGAGGUGAAGAGACCUGGGAAGUCAGUCUUCCAAGCCCCUCGCCCAAACAGGCUGAUCUUCCUGAUGUUAGGGACUCACCAAGACCCCAGCCCUCAGGUCCCCCUGCCACAGAGACACCUGAUGGGUCUAAGCCAGAAAUAGCAGCAAUGAAUGGAGCAGACCCUAUCUCCCCCCAGCGGGUGAGAGGAGCAUUGGAGACCCCAGGUACCCCCAAGUCCCUCAUCCCUGGCCCCUUGGACCCUGGCCCAGCUACAAAUCGAACAGAGAGCCCUGUGGGGGCCCUGCAGCCAGAUGAAGCCGAGGAGUGGCCGGGGCGUCCCCAAAGCCAUCCCCCAGCACCCCCAGUCCAGGCCCCCUCGACGUCACGCCGGGGCCUCAUUCGGGUCACCACGCAGCGCGCCCUGGGCCAGCCACCCCCUCCGGAGCCCUCAGCCAGCUCCGUGGCAUCAGCCCCAGCCACCAGUCCCCCGGCCAAUGCCACCGCACCCCCUCUGCGCUGGGGUCCCCUGCGGCGGGUGCUGAGCUUUUCCUGGGAGCUGCACGUCUAUGGGGUGGGGGUGCUCUUCCUGUUGCCCGCAUUGUUGGCACUGGCCUCCCUGGCAGCCGCCCCUGCGGGGCCGCGGCUGGCUCUGGUGGCGGCCGUGCUGGUGCUCCUAGCAUCUGGGCUUCGAUCUGCCUACAUGCUCGCCGACCCGUACGGCUCUCAGGCACGUCUGGGCUUACGCGCCGGCCUGGUACUCUACAACCUGCCCUUCCCCUUGCUGCUCACUGCGCUGGCGGCCCUGACCCUGCUCGGGCUGGGCGCGGGGCUGCCACAGCAGCUGCAGAGCCCGCUCCUGCUGGGAGCGUUGGCGUUGGUGCACGGCGUGGGGUUGCUGACUACUGACCUGCUGUCGGUGAGUCCUGCGCUCAACCUCCUGGCUCAGGGCUUGUCGUGCGCCUGGGGCGCGACCGUGUCUCUGGGCACGCUCUGCCUUUGCCGUCGCCGCCUGCUGGACGGGCCUCGGGGCUGGGAUGCCAGCCCGGGCCCGCGGCUGCUGGCCGUGGCGGGCGCGCUGGGGCUGCUGGCCAGUGGCUUGCAGCUGGCGGCUGCGCUCUGGCUAUACCCGGGCCCAGGCCGGGUGGGUCGCUUUUCGUGGGCCUGGUGGGGCGUCCACUUCUGGCUGCGCCUGCUGGAGCUGACAUGGGCCCUCACCCUGGCGCUGGCCGCUGUGGCCGCCGUGCGGCCCCGGCCGCCCACGGAGCACGCUUGCUGGGCGAAGUUGCUCCGCCUGGCGUGCCCCACGCCCUCGGGCAAGAGUGAGGUGCCUGAGCGACCCAACAACUGCUAUGCGGGGCCCAGUGGCGUCGGCGCAGGCGGCUUGGACAUCAGCAAGAGCCUCAUCCGCAACCCCGCGGAGGGUGGGCCGCCUGCCACGCCCAGUUCAGGCGCCUGGGGCUCGGCUGCGUCUUUGGGCCGCGGCCCCCAGGGUGGCCCGGGACUGUCCCGCAACAGCGUGGGGCCGGCGCCGUCGAUGAGCGAGCUGGACCUGCGGCCGCCAUCACCCAUCAACCUGAGCCGCAGCAUCGACGCUGCGCUCUUCCGAGAGCACUUGGUGCGAGACAGCGUAUUCCGGCGCUGCGGCCUGCGCGGCCUGGCCUCCCCGCCGCCUGGGGGCGCGCUGCUGCCGCGGCGGGGCAGCCACCCCGACGCCGAGCUCGACGGCGCCGGCUCUUCGCUCCUGCGAGGCCGCUGCCACUCUCUCAGCGACGUGCGCGUGCGCGGCCCGGUCCCGCCACACGUCGCCGAUGACCCUGACGGGGCGGCUUCUCGCAGCUCCAUGGACAGCUUUUCCCGGGGCUCGCUCAAGAUCAGCUGGAACCCGUGGCGUCACGGGCUGUCAUCGGUGGACAGUCUGCCCCUGGAUGAGCUGCCCAGCACGGUGCAGCUACUGCCUGCCCCAGCCCCUGCCCCGCCCCCCGCCCGGCCCGGGGAACCUGAGAGCGAGGUCCAGCCUCGCUGCAAGCCCGGGGACUCCCGCAGCGCCUCCAGUGACACCAUUGAGCUCUGAGGGGUCCAGAAAUGCAGGACCAGGGCCCCACCCUCGAUGGCCAUAUGGCGUGGCCCAUUAGGACAGAGGAACAUUUCAAAAACUGGCAUUCCCGGGCUUCCACCUGACAGCCACCCCUGGAAACAGCCGGGCAUGAACCUACCCCCGUUCUUUUGUUUGUUUUUUUUAAUCUUUUUUUUUUUUUCCCCAGCGGGUAUUUUGCACAGAGUCUGUAACUUAUGCGGAAUACAGGGUGGACAUGCAUGGAUUUGGGUGUGGGAUAUGGGGUCCAUGAACCCCCAGACACCCCUCCAGGCUCCCCAGUGUGGAGAGAUGAGGCUUGCUUGUCCAGAAUGACCUUCCUCUUUGUGCCAAAGAAAUAAACCCUUAGGAGUUGG
Mirounga angustirostris (Northern elephant seal) is the source of this 3748-nucleotide messenger RNA. It is a transcript of the gene PRRT3, whose product is annotated as proline rich transmembrane protein 3. Lineage: Eukaryota; Metazoa; Chordata; Mammalia; Carnivora; Phocidae. The coding region runs from base 435 to 3371 and encodes 978 amino acids. The transcript has 4 exons. The record is from RefSeq and is a predicted model, not a curated record.